Molecule: messenger RNA, 603 nt
Organism: Lethenteron reissneri (Far Eastern brook lamprey)
Lineage: Eukaryota; Metazoa; Chordata; Hyperoartia; Petromyzontiformes; Petromyzontidae
Product: protein FAM167A-like
Source: RefSeq, a predicted model, not a curated record
AUGGAUCCAACGUUGACCGUCCACCAGAUGAAGGAGUUGGAGGAGGUCGACGCGUCGGGUGAUCCUCCCGGCUGUGGUGGAGAAACCGCCCGUGGCGUCCUGGAGAAGGAGCCCAUCCCCUGGGCGGACGAGGAAGGGCAGGAGGACGCCGACCGCGACCACCUGCGCUGCCUCAAGGUGGUCGCCGAGAAGAUGCGCCUGCGGACGAGGAGGCCCUCCUACCUCGAGUGGCUGACUCUCGUCGAGGCGCAGGAGCCCCGAGGGAGCGACGCUCACCCGGCGUUUGUGGCUCGCUCGGCCACCCGUGGCCCGCCCUGGGCACCGCGCACAGGGUCCGUGCCAAGCCCCCGAGCCGGUGCCGGCGCUGCGCUCGAGUCGACGGGGACGCACGUGGCGCAGUGGCGCGGAGGCGAAUUUGGACCCACGCUCACGUGGCUACGAAAGCAGCUGGUGGAGAUGCGAGUGCAGGACCAGCAGCUGGCGCGCGAACUCGUGAACGUGCAGAGCGCCGUGUCGCGACUCAAGGUGGCGAGGCUGCUGGGCAGCUCGUACGGCGGUCACGCGGGGACCACCGGGGGCACGGGAGGAGAAGGCGGCUCUUGA